This is a messenger RNA of Drosophila obscura, 5005 nucleotides long. It is a transcript of the gene qvr, whose product is annotated as protein quiver. The record is from RefSeq and is a predicted model, not a curated record. The transcript is spliced from 7 exons. Bases 151 to 681 code for a protein of 176 amino acids. Lineage: Eukaryota; Metazoa; Arthropoda; Insecta; Diptera; Drosophilidae. Gene Ontology annotation, biological process: regulation of synaptic transmission, cholinergic; sleep; positive regulation of voltage-gated potassium channel activity.
GGGCAUCAAAAUGCUUAGAAGCAAGAGCCGCCGGACCUGAGGGGAAGUGCACAUUGCAGACACUGGACUGUCGAAGACAUCUAGAUCAUUCGCAUUUCCACCCCACAGGGAAGUGAGUUAAGGAGUAGCCGACGCGCCAGGACACUUAAGAUGUGGACAGAAAAGGGAAAUGCAGUCGGCAACUGGUUGUUGGCUUUCACAGUUUUUUUGGCAUUGGCUAAAUUUGCUACAACCGAUAAUUGUUUUCCAACCAUAUUCGGAUUUCUAACUCUCAUAUGGAUUCCGCAGGCCUCAGCCGAAUGCCAAACGCGAUCGAUUUACUGCUACGAAUGCGAUUCUUGGACAGAUGCCCGCUGUAAGGAUCCGUUUAAUUAUACGGCUCUUCCGAGGGACCAGCCACCCCUGAUGACCUGCAACGGUUGCUGUGUGAAAAUGGUUCGCCAUCAGAGAUCACCCUACGAGGUGGUGCGCCGCAUGUGUACGUCACAGUUACAGAUCAAUUUAUUCAUGGUCGAUCACGUGUGCAUGAUGGAAAGUUCAGGCAAUGGACAUAUGUGCUUUUGUGAGGAAGAUAUGUGCAAUUCUAGUAAAGAUUUAUACACUCAUGGCCACCAGUUGCAUCUCAUAAUUACCAUCGCAGUGGCAGUGUCCUGGCUAAUGGGUCAAUUGCUCAACAGAUAGAAAGUGCUGUUAGGUUCAGACCCAUAGAUACAUACUCACUCACACACACGCCACACGCCACACACCACACACACAUAAAACUGUCAAAUCUCUCGCUCUCCGUCUCUAUCUAUCUCUCUGUAAACAUAUUGAUUUGUAGCUUGAAUUUCAUUUUGUACGUUUGAAGCACAGUUUUCGAUGAUCUGAUCUGAAGCCGAAACGAGCAUUGAAUUGAGUAGUUUGAAUACAUAAAACUUAGUUCGAUAAGCACCAUUAGAUAGCUCAAGUAGCCCAAUGCUUCCACAGACAGAGGCUUCCUUUUUUUGUACUCUAACACACUUGAACACACACUAACACACUUAACACCUUGAACACACGUACACGGUAAGCGAGCUUUGGAUGCACUCGGCGUUCGUAAGAGACGCGACGAGUAGAUUCGAACGAGUGUUUCGAAUUCAGGAGUCACAGUACGAGUACUCCGUAUUUGAAUUGCAUGUGUUGUUGAUGCUAAAGCAAGCCUGAAGCAUGUAGCGCUUAAGUAGGAAUUGUAGUUACAUUUUGUUUUCGUUGUUACUUACAUUUGUAAAUGCCCCCCCCCCGCCCCCAAGAAGAGGGAUAAACCAAAACCAAGCCCCAAAUCGAUUCACACAUAAAUAUGUAUGUAUGUUAUGUACAUAAACAUUCAAUUAUAUCAUAUGUAUGUAAACUUGGAAUAACUCGCCAACUCUUGGUUUGUAAAUACCUCCAAAUCCAACUACAGCAGUGUUCAUCCAACACGAAUCUGACGUUAAAGGAAAUGGAAUAUUUGCUCAUCCUGUUUAUUCCAAAGUCAAAGGAGAGAACUUCAUGUUGCAUUACAUUAAGCAUUAGUCAUAUCACGUAGCCCAAACCAAAAUGGGUAUCGAGUCUUUGGAUAUAUCGAUCUUAGUGGAGUCGCAUCAUUACCUCCCACCUCCCCCCCCCCCCCACCCCCUCAAACUGUAUAAAAAAUCAGUCGUCACGUCGCCCGUGCUCCCUUUGGUUUGUAUUCAACAAGUGAUAAUUAGUUAGUAAGUAGAAGACUCCACUCCACAUACCCCUAGCCCUAGCCCCAUCCCCAAAACACAUUAUGAAUUUGAAAGUGACUCAAUUCUCAUUGUUAUGCUAGUGAUAGACUUAAACGAAUCGAAUUAUAUAGCUUAUGUUUUGAGUUUUUGGAUAAUGAAUUAAUAUUAUUACGUAUAGUAAUGGUUAACCUAUCGAGCACCACUCGAUGUAUUCGACUCGAGAUUUUGUACUGUACUAAGCGCAUUUGAAUCGUUUUUCAUUUGUACUCGUAUUAUUGAGAAUUGGCUAAAUAAAUAACAAACAUUUUUACCAUAGCAUAACAUCUCUAGCUAAAUUUACUCUUAACCUUUCAACAUUUUAGCUUAGAUCCGUUUAUUAUCUUCAAGUUCUCUUACCCACUCUCUCUCUUUCUCACUCUUGCACUGCUCCCUCACGCAUUUGUACAAUAUAAUAUUAAUCUUCGUACUGGCUUUGGUUGAUUUAAUUGAAACUUGCUUAAAGAAAUUUGCCAACAAGUGCAAGAGACAUUUUUCCAUCCGUCCAGCUGUGGAGCAUGUUCCGUUCUCAGUACUGCAGUGCUUUCUGGGCCCGCAAGGUAAGUCACCAGAAAAGUACAGUUGCACACCGUUUGCCUUAGUUCGCUCCUGACUACUCUCUCUCUCUAUUAGUCUCGCUCGCUCGCUCUAGCUGGGAGUCAGAGUCGGCCGCCUAUCUUGGUGCUACACACACACUCCUCUCUCUCUAACUAUCUAUCUAUCUAUCCCUUUAUAUCCUUAUAUCCAUCCCACACUUGGCAAAUAUUAUGCAAUGAUCUAACACCAUUAGAUUUGAGUUCGAUUUAACGUUUCAUUUGUUGUAUAGUUUAUAGUUAUGCUUUCGUUGCUUACGUUGGAUUGUUCGAUGACAAAUACAUAUACAUAUGCAACUUAUCUAUAAUAUCCACACACACACAUAUGUAUAUCUAACCGAUUUUGGUUUGUGAAUGUUGACAAUAUUCUUGUAACCAGUAUUUGAUUGAAUGAUUGAUUGACGGUUAAUGCGUUUUCAAGUUUAUUAACCAUACCAAAAAACAAAAACUAAAACAUAAACAUAAAAAAAUACUAUCGAAGCAGGCAAUGAAAUCGAAAUGAAAUGAAUUUGCAAGCACACCGCAUAUGGAUUUUGUAGUGCAAAAAGAGAUAUUUUUUUUUUAAUUUAGUACUUUUUGUAGUUCCAACAUCUAACGCCCACUUUCUGCGCCCACAUUCUCUCUCUCUCUGUCUCUUUCUAUAAUUCUCUUAUGUAUCUCUGUAAAUCUUUCUAUCUGUUUAACUAACUCUGUAACUCACUCUACUAAUCUUAUGACUCUUUUUACUAACAUUCUUUAAAACCGAAACAUAGAAUUCCUCUUCUAGAGACACACACACACACACACACCCGUAGCAUAUAAAACAGCAACAAACGAUAAACGAUAACACCCAACCCAACCCAACCCAAGCCAACACUUUGAAUAGAAUAUACACAGAUAUAUGCACUCGUCACUGGGAUCAUUGCAAGGUAACGAUUAGUCACAAGUGCAUAUACCCGGACAUACACAGAAAGUAUACAAAGAUACAUACUAUAUAAAACAGAUAAUACUACUGAAUCAUUAGCCCCAAACACUUAGUUCAAAGAUCAUAAAUAACAAACAUAAAUUUUUACUACAUGUAGGCGCGAAAAGAUAUUAAAACUUGCUCUGCAUUUGAAUAUACAUAUAUGUAGAAUAUCUGCCGUUGAAAGACCCGAAUAUUGUGGGCCAAGUUUCCAAUCCAUAGAUUCCUCACAAUACAAAAAGCACUAAAUUAAUAUCAUAGACUUUACCAAUAUAGCCGCCAAAGCGCUAUCUAACUUAACAUUGGUAUUGGUUGUUGAAUAUUGCAAAGAAAAACCAAAAACUAAUAAUAUCAAGAAAAGAAAAGGAAAGCCAAAGAAGAGUGACCAAAGAAUCAAAACAAAAGCAAAACCAACUCGAGAACAAUCAGCCUUCGCCUUAAUUUUGUUCAGUUUACUUAUUUGUUUCACCUUAAAUAUCUCAUUUUCCCGAUACAUAAUACAUUUAUCGCCUUGAAUAGCAGAUACUGCCUUUUCCUUCAAGUUCCAACACACUUUACGCUUUAAUUUCUAUUGAUUUCACCUCAACUCACCACGAAUCCAUCUUCUUCUAUUUCCCCACCACCUCACUCAACUGUCACCUGCCACCCACUCUCACCCACUAUUACUCUCUCUCUGAAUGUCUGUCAAUCAGUCAGUCAAGUCACCAAGCCCCCCGGCCAAACCGCUCGCGCUCAGCUGCCAUGGAACUCAAGCUGACAUAGCACCCACAUAUGUUCCACCACUCCACUUCCACCAUCCCAUCGAACAGCAGAGUCUCGUCAGGUGACGGCGCGCAGGCGCUGCAGUCUGCGACAGAGCUUACUCUUCUACCACUAGAGGACUGCUCUCUCGGAGCUGGAGGGUUCGCCUGCCCGUCCGUUUUAUGGUGCUUUUUCACAUACGACACCACUGUCUGACUUAAGUUUUUUCAUCAUGUACGCCAUCGCAACCAUUGACAGUGGUCGCAAUGCUGCGACAGCCGCUCCACACUUGCCGCAGUGGGCAUGUGUGGGCGGCAUGCGCGCUUUAUUGCCGAGCAUCUGUUUACAGUUGGCCAGCCCUUUGGCCUGUGUGCGCGUAAUGCUAGCCGCAUUCGAAAUGCACUUGGCCACAAGCGGCAGAGCCGCAACAUGUAAUUGUGAACGUCUGUGCGGUGCGGCAUAGCAUGACAUGCUUCGAUCGGGCCACGACACGACCGCUGGCGCCACAAAACCGCUGGAGGAUCAGCGCGGGACCCCGAAUCGUGAGCAGACGGCGGAACAGAAACGGAACAGACAGCUUUGGGGGCUUCCAAUGCUUUGGCUUGAACAACACCCAAAAACCCAAAGCUUUCUUUUAUCUACGCCUCAACUCAAUAUAUAGCCAUUAAAUAUUUACUCAACCUAGCUCAACGGUGCUUCCAGUUCGCUUUCGUUAACCAGUCAAUGGCUUGCCAAGGCAAAGAGGAGCGAACAGAACAUUUCUCGGUUAAAGUAUUGAGCAUUCUGAAUGUAAAUCGUAUUAAUUAUCCGCUAUAGCUUAAAAAUACUCGUAUUUAAAUGCAUACUCGCAAGAAAUUGUUAAAGAUCCAUUUUAAAUUUUAAUAUUAUGUGUUAUAGGGAUAAAAAUCUAUGAGCACCGUACCAAAAUAUCUCAAUCUCAACAAUUGUAUCUAGCCAAUAAAGAUAUUUCAAGUAAACAUUAAAUC